Messenger RNA from Teleopsis dalmanni, 3198 nucleotides. RefSeq lists its product as uncharacterized. The record is from RefSeq and is a predicted model, not a curated record. The transcript has a single exon. Lineage: Eukaryota; Metazoa; Arthropoda; Insecta; Diptera; Diopsidae. The annotation marks the transcript as partial.
AUGGGUCAUAAUUGUCCAUCGAAAUAUCGGUGUCUGCGAUGUAAUGCAGCGCAUCAUACAUUACUACAUGACCAUAGUGGAAGUGGUGGAGAAACUAAUUACUCAAAUAUACCGGAAAAGACCACUGAAGCGACUAAGAAAUACGCUGUCACAUCAAAUAAUACAUACAUUUCCAGUGCUAAUCAAGGUGCUCGAACUUUACAUCUACAGACUGUUUUAAUUGGCACUGCAUUGAUAGAGGUAAGGAGUCCUUCUGGUCAGAAGCUUAUUGUGCGAGCUCUUUUGGAUAGCGCGUCGGAAGCAACGUUUGUCAGCGAAUUCAUCGUGCAGCGGUUAAAACUGGACAAAACAAAUGUCAUAGUGCCGGUGAGUGGUGCAAAUGGUGAAAGGGUCGCUAAUUCAAGAGGAAUGGUUUCAUUUACAAUCCAUUCGUUAAAAUCCGAUUUCAACAUGAAUUGUGUUGCACUAAUACUUCCACGAGUGGGUAGCGUUACCCCAACCAUUCCCAUACCGAAAGAAGCGCUUGGUGAGUUCAUGAAUUUAGAUUUAGCUGAUCCUCAAUUACAGGUUCCGGGGGCAGUCGAUAUGAUUUUGAGCGCUUCAGAUUAUGCUGCUAUUGUCUAUGAGCGACUAAAACGGCAUCCAACUAACAAUAUUGUUGCCCAAUAUACGCAACUCGGUUGGGUAAUUUUUGGUGGACUGUCGCGACGAAAGGGUAUUUCAGUGAAAGGACAAGUUAAUUGCUGUCAUACUCGGGCAACAUUGCACGAAAUGCUACAUAAAUUUUGGGAAUUGGAAGAAAUAACAAACCACGCUCCGUUAACAAAAGAUGAAAUGUACUGUGAAGAUUUUUUUGAGCGUACAACUGUACGCAACGCAACGGGUCGAUAUGUAGUUAGACUACCAAUCAAGCAGAAAGCUGAUUUGGCAACACUUAAGUCAAGUAAACUAAAUGCACUUGCAUUAUUAAACAGCACGUUACAGCGAUUAACCCGAGAUCCGGAUAUGUACAAACUCUACCAAGAUUUCAUGGACGAAUAUCAGACCUGUGGCCAUAUGGAAGUGGUGCCACACUCGUAUGAUGUAGCUUCAACAUGUUAUCUUCCUCACCAUGGUGUCUAUAAAGCAUCGAGUUCUACAACGAAGCUUCGCGUAGUCUUCAAUGCUUCUAAUAAAUGUUUGAGCGGAAUAUCUCUUAAUGAUUGUCUGCAUAUAGGUCCCAGAUUACAAAAUGAUCUAUCAAAUAUCAUCUUGCAAUGGCGGCAUUACCCUAUAGUGUUUACAGGAGAUAUCGAGAAAAUGUACAGGCAAAUUCUUGUUGAUAGCAAAGAUGUGGAUUUGCAACGAAUAAUGUGGCGCGUUCGACACGGGGACGCCCCUACAACGUUCCGGUUGCUCACUGUAACAUAUGGGACUAAUUGUGCUCCAUAUCUUGCCAUCAAAGUAUUGCGUACUCUGGCAAAAGAGGAGCAAACUCGUUUUCCACGGGCAGCUGAAUCGAUUCUAAAUGAAUUUUACAUUGAUGACGUACUAUCAGGUGGAGACACUCCAAUCGAAGCUGCAGAAAAAUUGCACGAACUUCAGGAGCUUCUAGCAACUGCAGGCUUCACUUUACGUAAAUUUAAUUCGAAUUCAAAUGACGUUUUAAGCACUCUGACUGAGGACGUAAAAGCUCACGCCGACGAUGUGGAAAUUAACACCGAGUAUAAAACUAAGACACUUGGUCCUACUUGGUAUACAAAAUCCGACAGUUUUGGUUACAACGUCAAUGUAACUUGUGACAACCAUCAUUACACAAAACGACUAAUGUUGUCUGACAUAUCGAAGUUAUUUGAUCCACUUGGGUUCUUGGCUCCGGUUAUCAUUCGAGGAAAGAUGUUUCUGCAACAACUCUGGCGUACUGGAUCCGAUUGGGAUGAUCCCUUGUCAAUAGAGAUGGCAAACAUUUGGCAUAACUUUCGUAUUGACUUACAACAAUUACAUCACAUUCGAAUCCCACGUUGGAUAAACACCACUUCGACAAGUGCAAUUGAAUUACACGCAUUUGGUGAUUCAUCAAAUCAAGCAUAUGCGGCUGCAGUAUAUGCGAAAACAACCAUCGGUACGACCAGUUUUGUAAAUUUGCUUAUUAGUAAAACUAAGGUAGCCCCGUUGAAAGAAACGUCUAUACAACGUUUAGAAUUAUGUGCAGCAUUGCUAGCAGCAAAACUUCUACACAAGGUUAAAGGAACAUUUAAGUGUCAACCAUCACGCUGUAUUUUGUGGACUGAUAAUACAACCACACUGUGGUGGAUUAGAACUGAUCCAGGCAAAUUGAAGCAGUUCGUGGCAAACAGAGUGUCACAAAUUCAGUCAAUGACAAAUAUUGAAGACUGGAGGUAUAUUGCAACAAAGGAUAAUCCGGCUGAUUGUGCAUCACGAGGCAGUACCGUUUUGCAACUAAAAGAUAAUCUGAUGUGGUGGUAUGGACCAUCUUGGCUUCGCUUAAAUGAGAAAAUGUGGCCCAACCACCAAAUCAAUCAUACUCCUGACAGUUUACCUGAGAAAAAAGAGAUUAACUCAUUAACUACGCAGUUAUCAACAGAAGUGUGGGAAAUAUUUGGACGAUAUGCUACUCUUGAUAAAUUACUCGUAGUCGUGGCGCAAUGUCUACGUUUUAUUCAUGCGUGUCAAAAAAGGAUGCGUCGAGAUGAAAGUUUCUGCACUUGGCAAGAACGUUAUACGGCUCUUAAAAAAUUAGUAACAAUUGUACAAAGGACCGAGUUUACCAACGAUUAUGCUGCUUUACGGAAAGGCAAUCCAAUUAACAAAUCAAGUAAAUUGUUUAAAUUGAAUCCGAAGCUUGAUUCCGACGGAAUUAUGCGUCUAAAUGGACGACUGCAAAAUGCGAAUAUUCCUUCAGAUGAACGAUGUCCAAUGAUAUUACCCAAAUGUCAUGAUUUUACUACGUUGAUUAUUAAUCACGCUCAUAUUCGAACAUUACAUGGCGGAACUCAAACAACAUUAGCAUAUGUGCGACGGCAAUUUUGGGUUAUUGAAGGAAGAUCCGCUGUGAAGAGAGUGAUUAACAAAUGCAUUACAUGUUUUCGUCAAGCCUGUCGACCGCAAGCACAACUUAUGGGUAACUUACCUCCAGCACGGUGUAAUAUAUCACAGCCAUUCAUGCACACGGGCGUGGAUUAUGCUGGUCCAUUUAAU